AUGAAAUCGUCUCCAACAGGGCAACAACACUAUCUAUCUAUCUAUCUAUCUAUCUAUCUAUAUAUCUAUCUAUCUAUCUAUCUGCGCAUAUGUAGGAUUUUUCCUUUUGGUCAUUCAUCUAUCUAUAUAUCUAUCUAUCUAUCUAGCUAUCUAUCUAUCUAUCUAGCACCCACAAUAUCAAAUCCUGGCCACAACACUAUCUAUCUAUCUAUCUAUCUAUCUAUCUAUCUAUCUAUCUAUCUGUCUGUUAUGACGUCAAUUCAUCCAUCGCACCAUCUAUCUAUCUAUCUAUCUAUCUAUCUAUCUAUCUAUCUAUGUCUUCAUUUCUUCUGCUUCUUCUUCUUCUUCUCCUCCCCCUUCUUCUACUUCUUCUUCUUCUCCUCCUCCUCCCCCUCCUCUCCCUUCUUCUUCUUUUUCCCCUUCUUCCACUUCUUCUUCUUCUUCUUCUUCUUCUUCUUCUUCUUCCACUCUUCUUCUUCUUCUUUUUCCCCUUCUUCCACUUCUUCUUCUUCUUCCACUCUUCUUCUUCUUCUUCUUCUUUUUCUUCUUCUUCUUCUUCCACUCUUCUUCUUCUUCUUUUUCUUCUUCAACUCUUCUUCUUCUUCUUCCACUCUUCUUCUUCUUCCACUCUUCUUCUUCUUCUUCUUCUUCUUCUCCCUCUUCUUCUACUUCUUCUUCCACUCUUCUUCUUCUUCUUCUUCUUCCACUCUUCUUCUUCUUCCACUCUUCUUCUUCUUCCACUCUUCUUCUUCUUCUUCUUCUUCUUCUUCUCCCUCUUCUUCUACUUCUUCUUCUUCUUCUUCUUCCACUCUUCUUCUUCUCCUCCUCCCCGUUCUUCUUCUUCUUCUUCUUCUUCUUCUUCUUCUUCUUCCUUUUCUUCUCCUUCUUCCACUCUUCUUCUUCUUCUUUUUCUUCCACUCUUCUUCUUCUCCUCCUCCUUCUUCUUCUCCUUUUUUAACUCUUCUUCUUCUUCUUCUUCUCAUCCCCCUUCUUCUUCUUCUUCUUCUUGCAUCCCUUCAGAUCAUGGCUUUCACAUUAUCCUAUCUCGUUUCUCUCCCUCCUUUUCGUUAUAUUUUUUUAUGGUUUUAUUUUUUUUUUCUCACUUUCUUUCUUUUUUCGUUCUGUUUUUCUUCUUCUUCUUUCUUUGCAUCCUUUUCCUUUUCUUUCCAUCAUUUUUCUUUAACCUUUUUCUUUCCCCUUUUGCUUUCUAUUGCCUUCUUGUUUUUCUCCUAUUUCUUUCUUUUCUCUUUUCUUUCAUUUCUAUUUUCUUUCUUCCUUCAUUUUCUUUUCUCCUUUUUUCUUUUUCUCGCAAUUUUUCUUUUUCUCUCUCCAUUUUUCUUUAUUUCUUUAUUUUUCUUUCUUUCUUUUUUUUAUUCGUUCUUAUUUUCUUUCUUUUUCCUUUUUUUCUUUCCAUCCUUUUUUUCUGUUUUUGCUUUUUAUUUUGAAUUUUUUUUUACUCUUUUCUUCCCUUUUUCUUUCUUUACACCCUUUUUCUUUUCUUCGUCCUUUUUUCUUUUUCUUUUUACUUUCUCUUCUUCCUAUUUGUCUUCAUUAUUGUAUAUUUUACCCAUUUUCUUUUGCCACUAUUGA
Messenger RNA from Acanthosepion pharaonis, 1590 nucleotides. Lineage: Eukaryota; Metazoa; Mollusca; Cephalopoda; Sepiida; Sepiidae. The record is from the annotation of a GenBank genome assembly.